AUGCCUGGGAAGAUCAUCGAUGUGGACUGGAACAAACAUCACAUAGGGGCAUCCGAAUGGGAAAGCCGGCAUCAGCGUCGCUAUCUGCAGCGCUUGGAGCACUAUCACAGGAUGAUUGCGGCGGGAGAGUAUACACGUCCUGUCCAGGUGCCCUCGGCGCCGCAGUCAGCGUAUGCCUCCGCUCGAGUUCCGACGGCCUCCAGAAGUUCCCGAGACUGCCCUGUGCCAGGAUCUGCAGGUCAUCCAAGAACCCCUUCCACCUCAUUGACGACACUUUGGCGCCGCUGCCUCUCCUCUCCUGAUGGCUUGCGCCCACCCUCCUCAGCCUUGUCAGCAAUGACGCCCUCGACGCGCGAGCGAGUGCUGGAGCGGCUGCGCUCCAAUGAGGCUUGGUUCACCGCCUGCGAGCGAAUGGGCAAGGAAGAGUUGCUGGACUUGGUGGAGCAUGUGCACGGGAAGAUAGUGGACGAGCGACGGCGGCGAAAGGAGGCAGAGGUCGAGCUCCUGGCGGCGCAGAGCCCAGGAGCGUCGGCGAGGGAUGCCAACCCGAAGAGGUAG
Symbiodinium sp. CCMP2456 is the source of this 558-nucleotide messenger RNA. The record is from the annotation of a GenBank genome assembly. Lineage: Eukaryota; Dinophyceae; Suessiales; Symbiodiniaceae.